Molecule: messenger RNA, 1552 nt
Organism: Chrysochloris asiatica (Cape golden mole)
Lineage: Eukaryota; Metazoa; Chordata; Mammalia; Afrosoricida; Chrysochloridae
Product: neuronal acetylcholine receptor subunit alpha-7-like
Exons: 10
Coding region: 26-1534 (502 amino acids)
Biological process (GO): signal transduction; monoatomic ion transmembrane transport; nervous system process
Cellular component (GO): synapse; neuron projection; postsynaptic membrane
Molecular function (GO): transmembrane signaling receptor activity; acetylcholine-gated monoatomic cation-selective channel activity
Source: RefSeq, a predicted model, not a curated record
GCCCUCGGCAGUGCCUGGACUCAAAAUGCACUGCUUGCAGGGAGGCAUCUGGCUGGCCGUGGUCGCGUCCCUCCUUCAAGUGUCCCUGCAAGGCGAGUUCCAGAGGAAACUCUACAGGGAGCUGGUCAAGAAUUACAACCCUUUGGAGAGGCCGGUGGCCAAUGACUCACAGCCGCUCACUGUCUACUUCUCCCUGAGCCUCCUGCAGAUUAUGGACGUGGAUGAGAAGAAUCAAGUUUUAACCACAAAUAUUUGGCUACAAAUGUCUUGGACAGAUCACUAUUUGCAAUGGAAUAUGUCAGAGUACCCUGGUGUGAAAACGGUCCGUUUCCCAGACGGCCAGAUUUGGAAACCAGAUAUCCUUCUCUAUAAUAGCGCUGAUGAACGGUUUGAUGCCACAUUCCAUACCAACGUUUUAGUGAACUCCUCCGGGCACUGCCAGUACCUCCCUCCAGGCAUAUUCAAGAGUUCUUGCUACAUCGACGUGCGCUGGUUCCCCUUCGACAUGCAGCAGUGCAAACUCAAGUUUGGAUCCUGGUCUUAUGGAGGGUGGUCACUGGAUUUGCAGAUGCAGGAGGCAGACAUCAGCGGCUACAUCCCAAAUGGAGAGUGGGACCUUGUGGGCAUCCCAGGCAAGAGGAGCGAGAAGUUCUAUGAUUGCUGCAAAGAGCCCUACCCUGAUGUCACCUUCACGGUCACCAUGCGGCGCAGGACCCUCUACUAUGGGCUCAACCUGCUCAUCCCCUGCGUGCUCAUCUCAGCUCUGGCUUUGUUGGUGUUCCUGCUUCCUGCAGACUCUGGCGAGAAAAUCUCUCUGGGAAUAACGGUGUUACUCUCUCUCACUGUCUUCAUGCUGCUUGUGGCUGAGAUCAUGCCAGCAACAUCUGACUCAGUGCCAUUGAUCGCCCAGUAUUUUGCCAGCACCAUGAUCAUCGUCGGCCUUUCUGUGGUUGUGACAGUGAUAGUGCUACAAUACCACCACCACGACCCUGACGGGGGCAAGAUGCCAAAGUGGACCAGAGUGAUCCUGCUGAACUGGUGCGCCUGGUUCUUGCGAAUGAAAAGGCCUGGAGAGGACAAGGUGCGCCCUGUCUGCCAGCACAAACCGCGCCGCUGCAGCGUGACCAGUGUGGAGAUGAAUGCCAUGACUGGGCCACCCACCAGCAAUGGGAACCUGCUUUACAUCGGCUUCCGUGGCCUGGAGGCCAUGCACUGUGCGCCGACACCCGACUCUGGGGUGGUGUGUGGCCGCAUGGCCUGCUCACCCAUGCACAGCGAGCAUCUCCUGCAUGGUGAACAGCCUCCCGAGAGCGACCCGGACUUGGCCAAGAUUCUGGAGGAAGUUCGCUACAUUGCCAACCGUUUUCGCUGCCAGGAUGAGAGCGAGGCCAUCUGCAGCGAAUGGAAGUUUGCUGCCUGUGUGGUUGACCGCCUUUGCCUCAUGGCUUUCUCGGUCUUCACCGUCAUCUGCACAAUCGGUAUCCUAAUGUCUGCUCCUAACUUUGUCGAGGCUGUGUCCAAAGAUUUUGCUUAGCUGCUUCUGUACACAUGG